AUGCUGGCCAUCCCCAAGGGCCAGUUCCUCUUCAUCGGCGCCUGCGAGGCGCUGGCGCAGGUGCUGCUGAUGGCAGGCGCGGCGCACCUGCCCGGCGCGCUGCUGCCUCUACUCAUGCAGACGUCCCUGUUCUGGCAGGUGGCCUUCAGCGCCCUGCUGCUGGGCACCAGGCCCACGCUCAACCAGCUGGCUGGCGUGGCGCUCGUCUCCGCCGGCGUGGCCCUCGCCAGUCUGCCGCCCCCCGCCGCCGCCGGCGCAGCGGCCGCACCCGCUUUGGUGCGGCCUGAGAACUUCAAGCACGUGGCCCUGUGCGUAAUAAGCUUUGCCUUUCCGAGCCUGAGCGUGAUCCUCAAGGAGGGCAUAUUCCGGGAAGCCAGGCGGAAGCUGGGGCGCGAUCUGGAGGUGCUGGUGGUCAACGCCUUCGGCUCCACCGCCCAGGCUGUCUUUGUGCUGGCCCUGCUGCCGCUCAUCACUGCCAUCCGCGGCCUGCCCCUGGAGUCCCUGCCACAAGUGCUGCUGGAGGGGGGGCGCGUGCUGGCCGGGCAGCCGGCGCAGGUCGGCGGCGCCGUGCUGCCGGGCGCUCCGCUCUUCCCCGCUGCUUACGUCUUGGCCAAUGUGGCGUUCAACAUCACGGCGCUGUCCCUCGUGCGCUCGACGGGUGCCGUCACCGCCAGCCUCGCAUUGGCCUGCCUCGUGCCGCUGUCGGUUCUCGCGUUUGCGCUCCCGCUGCCGCUGCUGCAGCAGGCGGCGCUUGGGCCCAACUUCUGGGCGGGGUGUGGGCUCCUCAUGGGGGGCCUGGCUUGCUACAAUUGGAAGAAGGGCGCUGCAAGCAGCGGGAAGUGA
Monoraphidium neglectum is the source of this 843-nucleotide messenger RNA. RefSeq lists its product as hypothetical. The transcript has 5 exons. The coding region runs from base 1 to 843 and encodes 280 amino acids. NCBI's taxonomy places the organism in Eukaryota, Viridiplantae, Chlorophyta, Chlorophyceae, Sphaeropleales, Selenastraceae. The record is from RefSeq and is a predicted model, not a curated record.